GGCUGUCGCUCUGAUCGACUCCACAACGCUUUAGCAUCGGUACAUGGCGUCCAUAACACUACUCGUUGCCAUUCCCUGUCCUAUAGGUUGUAGUGAGGCCUUUAACAGUUGUAGGAAAUCAUUACAGUAGUUUAUUAAAGCUUUGAAUAUGGCGAACAUUGUGUGCGAAAAGCUUUAUCUAAAAAGCCCUUGUGGUGACGCAUAGUUAGGGGCUUGCUGGGUCGCGAGGUAGGUUAAGGAAUAUCUCGAGGAUUCUGGGUGGAUAAAUGCGACAGCUGAAUUAAACAGUUUAAUCCUCCUCGGUAACGGCACGCGAUUUGAGGAUGGCCGGGAUCGGUAACGGUUCAACAUCUGGGAUGGGUGACAUAAUCCAGCUGAACGUCGGAGGAACGAGGUUCAGCACAUCACGACAGACUCUGAUAUGGAUUCCUGACUCUUUCUUCUCAAGUUUACUUAGUGGGAGAAUAUCAACACUACGGGAUGAAACUGGAGCCAUUUUUAUUGACAGAGACCCAACAGCAUUUGCUCCCAUUUUAAAUUUUCUUCGAACAAAAGAACUUGACUUAAGGGGGGUUAACAUAAGCAUCAUACGACAUGAAGCUGAGUUCUAUGGAAUUACACCCUUAGUACGACGUUUACUUCUGUGUGAGGAACUGGACAGAUCAUCGUGUGGAAGUGUGCUGUUUCAUGGCUACCUCCCUCCACCAGCUCUGCCUGCCCGAAGAAAUGCUGGUGGACAGGCCACAGCUGCUGCGGGCCAAGAAGAGCACUCGAGUCCUAGUGGGGCAGAAGGGGGGUCUUCUCUCCCUGGACCCUCCGGGGCAGAUGGACCUCAAAGACUGGGAUCACCAGUCGACCCCAGGAAGGUGCUGAUCGUCGCUGGUCAUCAUAACUGGAUCGUAGCGGCCUAUGCACAUUUUGUUAUUUGUUACAGGAUAAAGGAAUCUUCUGGCUGGCAGCAGGUGUUUUCAAGCCCGUACCUGGACUGGGCUAUCGAGCGGGUGGCCCUCAAUGCUAAAGUUGUGGGCGGCCCACAUGGAGAUAAAGACAAGAUGGUUGCAGCAUCAUCGGGGAGCAGUAUCAUACUCUGGAGUAUUCAGGAUGGAGGAAGUGGAAGUGAAAUAGGCGUGUUUAAUCUUGGCGUGCCUGUUGACUCACUGUUUUUCAUCGGGAGUCAGCUAGUCGGCACCAGCCACACGGGGAAGGUAGGGGUGUGGAACGCCGUCACACAACAUUGGCAGGUGCAGGACGUAGUGCCCAUCACAAGCUGUGACACUGCAGGAUCUUUCCUCCUACUCGGCUGUAACAAUGGCUCAAUUUACUAUAUUGACAUGCAGAAGUUUCCACUGAGAAUGAAAGACAACGACUUACUGGUGACAGAACUCUACCACGACCCAUCAAAUGAUGCAAUCACAGCCCUCAGUGUCUACCUGACUCCCAAAACAAGUGUGAGUGGGAACUGGAUUGAGAUCGCUUACGGAACCAGCUCUGGGGCUGUACGGGUUAUCGUUCAGCAUCCAGAGACCGUCGGAUCCGGACCACAACUCUUCCAAACCUUCACUGUCCACCGCAGUCCUGUCACAAAGAUCAUGCUUUCUGAGAAGCACUUGGUGUCAGUGUGCGCUGACAAUAACCACGUACGCACAUGGACUGUGACGCGGUUCAGAGGUAUGAUCUCCACUCAGCCGGGAUCGACUCCGCUGGCUUCCUUUAAGAUCAUCUCGCUGGAGGAGACAGAGAGCCAUAGCAGCUAUUCCUCCGGCAAUGAUGUCGGUCCAUUUGGAGAGCGAGAUGACCAACAGGUUUUCAUUCAGAAAGUCAUUCCUAUUACCAACAAACUGUUUGUUCGGCUUUCUUCUACUGGAAAGAGGAUCUGUGAGGUGCAGUCGGUGGACGGUACCACCAUCACUUGUUUCACGGUACGAGAGUGCGAGGGCUCUAGCCGUAUGGGCUCCAGACCACGACGUUUUCUCUUUACCGGCCAUGCGAACGGUAGCAUUCAGAUGUGGGACCUGACCACUGCCAUGGACACAGUCAACAAAAGUGACGACAAGGCCAAACGGGAACCAGAAGUGGGCGGUCCAACGGAGGAGGAGCUGCUGAAGCUGCUUGACCAAUGUGACUUGAGCACAUCUCGUUGUGCCACGCCCAACAUCAGCCCCGCCCCCUCCGUACUGCAACAUAGCCGACUACGGGAGUCUUCUUCCAGUCUCCAGCUGCAGGCUCAGGAGCCCAUUCCUGAAACGGCCACCUAUGGAGCCCUGCGGCCGUACAGAGAGAGCCCUCUGCUGGCUCGCGCUCGACGCACCGAGAGCUUCCACAGCUACAGAGACUUUCACAGCUUAAACCUUACAAAAACCAUGCUGGAGAACAACGGGCUCCAAUGUGGAUCCACGGAGGACGACGUGCGUCAGCCUGCAUCGGAAAGCAACGGUGAAGAUGGGGACAAAAAAAACUCAACCUUUGAGCUGUGGGGUUCCAGAGCGUCCGAAACGCAGUUCGCAGCUGCGCGCAAACCUCCGGACAGCCCUGGAGACCCACGGCGAAGGAUACAAUUGAUGGAGGAGGGGGCAGACUGCAGAUCGGAGGGGGUGAGGAGGAGGGCGCCAUUUGAAGCGAACUUCCUGAGCAGGAGAAAAGCACCUCCAGUUCCACAGUUGAGUCCUCCACCUGCAGGGGGCGACAGUGCUGCCAGCGACUCGUCCAGCACCGCCUCACCCUCUCCAACUAAAGUCUCCACAUCUCCGCGCCAUCGCAAGGGCACUGAAACUGCGAGCGAGUGAUGGUUUACACAGAUUUACGAUUUAGAGGUCAUACCAAAUACAGUCAUCUCCGACAGGUGAAAGGAGGAAGUAAGUGUGAAUGGUUGGGAAGGACAGCAGCUGGCAGCUAACAAACAAAAGGGAAUUACACAGUAUAGAUGCUGGUUUGUCAUAUGAACAAUUUAAUAAGAUUUUUAUCAAGUGCAACCAUGUUGGCCUCAUUUUCUCUUUUUGGAUUCGACAGCAGGUAGUUUAAAGGAUUAGUCAAUU
This is a messenger RNA of Misgurnus anguillicaudatus (oriental weatherfish), 3032 nucleotides long. The record is from RefSeq and is a predicted model, not a curated record. Lineage: Eukaryota; Metazoa; Chordata; Actinopteri; Cypriniformes; Cobitidae.